ACAAACAAGUUCAUUCAACACCUGCUCAAAGAUGGAUCUGCAAAUCUCAGUUUUUCUUCUGUUCGUUCUCAUCAGCGCAGGACACUCUCUCCGCUGUUAUCAGUGUGCUGGUAGCUCCUGUACACAGACCACAUGCAGCACUGGAGUUUCCAGCUGCAUCGCUUCAACAGGUUAUUAUAGUGGCAUCAAAACUACAUAUAAAGGUUGUUAUGACUUUACUAACUGUCCAACCGGGUCCAUCAACCUCGGCAUCACAAAGUCCUCUUCUUACUGUUGCUCCAGCGAUCUCUGUAAUGCGCAAGAUUCUGCAGAUCCCAACACUAACGUCCCCAAUGGAAAGAAAUGUUAUUAUUGUGACGGACAGGACUGCUCAAAGACACUGAGCUGUUCGGUAACUGAAGACCGCUGCAUUUCAGAAUCAGGAAACAUCGGAAACCAGUCACUGAUUUUCAAAGGUUGCAUCUCCAAUUCUUUUUGCAAUAUCACAGGAUCCAUUUCUUUUCUUGCUAACAGCACAUGCUGUUCAGGAAACCUGUGCAAUGGAGCUAAAAGUGUCACUCAGAGUUUGUCGUUCCUUUGCUAUUUUCUGCCCUCCUUCAUCCUGAUGCUCUGCAUACACAUUUAACCUGCUCUACACAAUAUAAGGCUUCUUUUCUCUACUGCUUUUGCUCUGGUGUGAUGUUUUUAAAAUGUUCUGAUUUAUUACCUUCUGAUUUAUGAAACCUGAUAUCCAGA
Molecule: messenger RNA, 735 nt
Organism: Danio aesculapii
Lineage: Eukaryota; Metazoa; Chordata; Actinopteri; Cypriniformes; Danionidae
Product: phospholipase A2 inhibitor and Ly6/PLAUR domain-containing protein-like
Exons: 5
Coding region: 32-625 (197 amino acids)
Source: RefSeq, a predicted model, not a curated record